AACUUCUUCUCCAUAUAAUGUAAUCUGCAAAUUCAAGUACCAAACCAAGAAUUAGAUCCAUCAUUCAAGGAAGAGAUGCCUUUCGGGUUGGUUUCGGCAUGGAACAAGCGGCGGAGAAGUAAGGCCCAUGAGACAGACCCUUGGGUUUACAAACCGGCGGAGUAUUGGCAACUUGACAAUCAAACAUCCAAGUCCACAAAGCGACACCAUGGAUCAUCGGUUUUCACUCUCAAGGAAAUGGAAGAUGCAACAUGCUCUUUCAGUGAUGAGAAUUUUCUCGGAAAAGGAGGGUUUGGCCGAGUUUACAAGGGAAUUCUGCGGUCAGGAGAGGUUGUCGCAAUCAAGAAAAUGGAGCUGCCGCCAUUUAAAGAAGCUGAAGGGGAGCGCGAGUUUCGUGUAGAAGUCGACAUCCUGAGCAGACUUGACCACCCAAAUCUGGUUUCCUUAAUAGGCUACUGUGCAGAUGGGAAGCAUCGGUUCCUAGUGUAUGAAUACAUGCAAAAUGGAAACCUGCAAGAUCACCUAAAUGGUUGGCCCACCGCACAAUAUCUGUUUCUACACCAGCUUUCUUGCGUUGAAUGUUUAAGCAUGUACAAGUUCAUUACAGGGAUUGGGGAAGCAAAGAUGAGCUGGCCUAUAAGGCUCAAAGUGGCACUUGGAGCAGCAAGAGGACUUGCUUAUCUACAUUCAAGUUCUUCUGUUGGGAUUCCAAUUGUUCAUAGAGAUUUUAAAUCCACUAACGUUCUGCUAAAUUCCAACUUUGAAGCAAAGAUAUCUGACUUCGGAUUGGCCAAGUUGAUGCCAGAAGGCCAGGAAAUUUAUGUGACUGCUAGGGUUCUUGGCACGUUUGGCUAUUUUGAUCCUGAGUAUACAUCGACAGGGAAACUCACUUUACAAAGUGAUGUUUAUGCAUUUGGGGUCGUUCUUCUAGAGCUACUGACUGGACGCAGAGCUGUUGACUUGAACCAGGGGCCAAAUGAUCAAAACCUGGUAUUACAGGUCAGGCAUAUACUGAAUGACAGAAAGAAACUACGAAAGGCAAUAGAUCCCGAGCUUCCCCGCAAUUCAUACACCAUGGAAUCUGUAGCCAUGUUUGCAAACCUCGGAUCUCGCUGUGUCCGUAUUGAAAGUAGCGAGAGACCCUUGAUGUCUGAUUGCGUAAAAGAACUCCAACAAAUAAUCUGUACAAAUUCAAAAGGUUUGGGUAUAGCUAUUCCCACUUUCAGAAUGGUCUAGUAAGCCUAGUUUUUUUAUCAGGAUUGAAGCUUUCUUAUAUCAAUAAUAAGGAGUCCUCUUAUCUUCUUCCAAUAGGCUCUUCACACUUAAAGCUUUAGAAGCUCAGGGACUCAUGUCAAAUAGUAUCAUUAAAAAAACCAGAGGAAAUAUUCCUCAUAUGUCUGGUUGGAGUCAGCAACAAGCAUCAGCAUUUUUCCAAGUAUGUAUAUAAGGAAAAGAGUCCAUACAGAUUGUACUAUAUAAAUACAGGAAACAUCUAGUCAUCACCUAUAUAAAGUUACUUGUGUUCUUAAAUUGAUUCUAUUACUACCAUACUAAUAGAAUCAUUUUAUUUUUCAUUCA
Carica papaya (papaya) is the source of this 1578-nucleotide messenger RNA. Its product is annotated as Protein kinase superfamily protein. Gene Ontology annotation, biological process: protein phosphorylation. Lineage: Eukaryota; Viridiplantae; Streptophyta; Magnoliopsida; Brassicales; Caricaceae. The record is from RefSeq and is a predicted model, not a curated record. Gene Ontology annotation, molecular function: protein kinase activity; ATP binding.